AUGGACGCCUCAAUGAUUACCAAUUGCAAAUCCUUCGCCUCCCCUCCCUCUUUAUUCCUGGGGAGGUCAGGAGGAAUAAAAAGUUCACAAAGUAAUGUCAUGAUGGGAAACGGAGUGGUUAGCUUCCCUAAGCAAAGAACUCAGACUCUGAAAGUUAGCCGGAAAGUGAAGAGGGCUAGUGGUGGUGGCGGCGCACUUGGAGCUACAUGUAGCGGUGAUAAAAUUCUUGUGGCUAACAGAGGUGAAAUUGCCGUCCGUAUCAUCCGAACCGCGCAUGAGAUGGGGAUUCCUUGUGUUGCUGUUUACUCAACUAUAGACAAGGAUGCUCUCCAUGUGAAACUGGCUGAUGAAGCCGUUUGUAUUGGUGAAGCUCCGAGCAACCAGUCGUACUUGUUGAUACCGAAUGUUCUGUCAGCUGCAAUUAGCCGAGGAUGUACAAUGCUUCAUCCUGGAUAUGGAUUCCUUGCGGAGAACGCUCUUUUUGUAGAGAUGUGCAGAGACCACAGGAUCAAUUUUAUUGGACCAAAUCCUGAUAGCAUCCGUGUCAUGGGUGACAAAGCAACUGCCAGAGAGACGAUGAAAAAUGCAGGUGUCCCAACUGUACCAGGGAGUGAUGGACUGUUGCAGAGCACUGAAGAAGGAGUCAGGCUUGCCAAUGAGAUUGGGUACCCUGUAAUGAUUAAGGCAACAGCUGGUGGUGGUGGACGUGGAAUGCGGCUUGCUAAUGAACCGUCAGAGUUUGUAAAAUUGCUGCAGCAAGCAAAGAGUGAGGCUGCUGCUGCUUUUGGGAAUGAUGGAUGUUAUCUGGAGAAGUAUGUGCAAAAUCCCCGGCAUAUUGAGUUCCAGAUUCUUGCAGAUAAAUUUGGUAAUGUUGUCCACUUUGGCGAGCGUGACUGCAGCAUCCAGAGACGUAACCAAAAGUUGCUAGAAGAAGCACCUUCUCCUGCACUGACCCCUGAGCUGAGGAAAGCCAUGGGUGAUGCAGCAGUUGCAGCAGCAGCGUCGAUUGGGUACAUUGGUGUUGGCACUGUUGAAUUUCUUUUGGAUGAGAGAGGUUCCUUCUAUUUCAUGGAAAUGAAUACUAGAAUCCAGGUGGAGCAUCCUGUGACGGAGAUGAUUUACUCCGUUGAUUUGAUUGAAGAACAGAUUCGUGUUGCAAUGGGAGAGAAACUGCGUUAUAAGCAGGAGGAAAUUGUGCUUAGAGGACACUCGAUUGAAUGUCGUAUCAAUGCAGAAGACCCAUUUAAAGGAUUUAGACCUGGGCCUGGAAGAAUAACAUCAUAUCUGCCUUCUGGAGGUCCUUUUGUUAGAAUGGACAGCCAUGUAUAUCCCGACUAUGUCGUUCCUCCAAGCUAUGAUUCUCUUCUUGGAAAGCUUAUUGUAUGGGCUCCAACGAGGGAAAAGGCAAUCGAUCGGAUGAAACGUGCACUUAAUGACACUAUUAUUACAGGGGUUCCCACAACCAUUGAGUACCACAAACUUAUCCUUGAUGUUGAGGAUUUCAAGAACGGAAAAGUUGAUACAGCUUUCAUCGUGAAGCAUGAAGAGGAAUUAGCAGAGCCUAUGGAAAUUGUCCAGGUGAAAGAUUUGACAAAUAUAGCUGCUUAG
This is a messenger RNA of Microthlaspi erraticum, 1608 nucleotides long. NCBI's taxonomy places the organism in Eukaryota, Viridiplantae, Streptophyta, Magnoliopsida, Brassicales, Brassicaceae. The record is from the annotation of a GenBank genome assembly.